Messenger RNA from Kwoniella mangroviensis CBS 8507, 2118 nucleotides. RefSeq lists its product as uncharacterized. Gene Ontology annotation, biological process: cellular response to starvation; regulation of DNA-templated transcription. Gene Ontology annotation, cellular component: nucleus. Gene Ontology annotation, molecular function: zinc ion binding; DNA-binding transcription factor activity, RNA polymerase II-specific; RNA polymerase II transcription regulatory region sequence-specific DNA binding. Bases 1 to 2118 code for a protein of 705 amino acids. The record is from RefSeq and is a predicted model, not a curated record. The transcript is spliced from 5 exons. NCBI's taxonomy places the organism in Eukaryota, Fungi, Basidiomycota, Tremellomycetes, Tremellales, Cryptococcaceae.
AUGAACAACCAACUGAGCCUUCAGAACAUGCAACGUCAUUUCUCUGAUACUGCUUACUUACCUCAGGUAUCUUCGAGAUUGAAUCCCAACCCUAAUGUGAUCACGAGACCGUCAAGGGGAUUACCAGUGGGUACAGUCCAACAGAGAGGGACUAUGUCGAUGCCUACUUCGCCGAUAAUGAAGAAGAUGGUUAUUCAGCCGACGACCAGUCCGGCAAUUGAUCGGGGUCAAGAGAUAUGGGAUUCUCCACAAACCGCUCAAGCGUUCUUCUCGUCUCUGUAUCAACAACAACAGCAACAGCAAUCACAGCAACAGAACAAUCCUCAUCCUGGACAGACCAACAACCAAGCUCAAUCUCAGGAUCAGAUCCAGCUGCAAAAUCAAGAUCAGACACCAAACUCAGGUUUCAACCAUCAUGUCUCACCUAUGGAUCUCAAAUCGUCUUCUUCAGGGUAUUACGACACCUCUAGCCAGCCGCCUACGACAAGUUCCUUGCAGUACAUCUCACCUCAGUCUACUCGGUUUCAGACCCAACCACCUAAUACUGGAUCAGGAAUGGGUUUAGGGAUAGGAAUGGAUAUCGCUUCACCAUUUAUCAACCAUGCAGGCUUUUCCAAUCAGGCACCAUCACCUACCAUCAAUAACCAAGUCCAGCAAGAUGAAGGUGAAGAUCAUGAUAUGGAUUUCGGUGCUGGCACUGGCACUGGUGCUGAUACUGGUACUGGAGGUAGGAAGAAGAGGAUUCAAGUUAGGAUAGCGUGUACACAUUGUCAAAAAGCUUGUAAGAAAUGCUCAAAUACCAGACCUUGCGAACGAUGUGUCAAAUAUGGUUUGACGGACUGCGUGGACUCGACUCGUAAAUCCAGGAAGACGGGUAUCAAGAGGGGUCCAUACAAGAGGCGUUCCUCGAAAUACUCAGCUACGGGACACCCACAUCCUCUCUCAGGUGAUGGCGGUGGUGGUGAUUCGCCAAAGACAAAGAUGAACAUCCCUCCACACCAAUUCCCAAACCAGACUUUGAACUCCAAUCCAAUCUCGAAUCAUUCACAUAUCCAACCAGGAUUUCAUCUAUCUAAAAUCAAUCAUACUCGAGCUAACUUCUCUCAUCUACCCCAUACCCAUACUGAACACCAAUCGACCUCUACGGCUGCUAACGACAACCUACAAUCUCCUCAACCUAAUCCGAGUCCACUAUAUCAUCAAGCAUCUUCUACCCUAUCUCAAUCCAUAACCUACCCACCGUUCCCCAAACCUACUCUAACUGCUUCGAAUAACCUCGUAGCGGCCAUAUCCAAUGCACUAUCUCUACCUCAACAAUCCCAAUGGCUUGACGGUCAACGUCUACCAUUGAAUGCAAACACAAACACCAACGUAAAUGAUGUACAGGAAGAGGAGAACGAGAACGAGAACGGGAAGACCAGUCCUCUAUAUCCCAAAACCCCUGUUGGGGUAUUCCCAUUUUCAUUAGUAGGCGGAAGAGAGGAUCCUUUCUCCAGGGCUGUUAGUCCCAUCAAACAGUUUGAAUUUGAUUUCGAUUUCGGCAAUACCAACGAUAAUGGAACAGAUAAUAGGAAUGGGUUGACUGGGGUUAGAGAAGAAAUGGAGGGUGUAGAAGAAAAUUCAUCGAGAUCAAUAUCGACAUCUGUACCUUCGACAUUACCCUUACCGAAUAUCACUGCCAACCAAAGUACUAAUGGGACUAGUACAAAUACCAAGAGUCUACGUGUGAACUCACAACCUAUGAUCGAUUCUCGUCUUCCUAUGGACCUCAAGACAGGUGCAUAUACACCUUUCGUACUUCCAAGUAAAAUUCGCAAACCAUCUUUGAGGACCCUGAUGUCGACAACUACAUCAAGAGCUCCUUCGCCUACAGCCCCAAUUCAGACACAGGGUACAUCAAACCCGCUGUACAACAUCGAUAUAGAAGUACCGAGUCCGACAUUGUUUACUGCUUGCGCGGAUGACAGUGGCAUGCUAUUGGACGUAGAUGAUAUAGAAGGCUGGAAUACCCCUUGGCCAGGUAAAAGUGAAGAUGGAGGCGUAGAAGGGGAUGAUGGGAUUAGGAAUGACGAUGGAGGUGAGAAUGGAUUGUUCGAAGGUAUCAUGGGCUUACAUUGA